This is a messenger RNA of Adineta steineri, 2586 nucleotides long. NCBI's taxonomy places the organism in Eukaryota, Metazoa, Rotifera, Eurotatoria, Adinetida, Adinetidae. The record is from the annotation of a GenBank genome assembly.
AUGGCUGAUAGAUGUUUGAAAUAUCUCUCGAUAAAAUCCAUGAUUAUUAUUGCGGUUUUAAUUGAUGAAAUAUCGGCUCUGUCUAUUUGUCCAACGGCUGUUUGGGCAUUGAAUGCAACAACAGUAGCUGGUUCAUCAUCAGGCUCAUCUGGUUCCACAUUGACAAAACUUAAAACUCCGAUUGCCGUUAUUGUCGACAACAACAGUAAUACUUAUGUGGCUGAUACUGGAAAUUAUCGUGUGUUACAAUUUCCGGUAAAUUCCACUACAGGUGUAUUAAGAAUCAACGGUAGCUUUGGUACUGGAUUGAAUCAAUUCUCGUCGAUGACUGAUAUGGGUAUGGAUGCCAAUGGUAAUAUCUAUAUACUAGAUGGAACUUUAGCACGCGUAACAAAAUGGACACCAGGAUCUGCGAGUGGAAUUCUUGUAGCUGGUGGUGGUCCUUUUAAUGAUUAUUUUGAUGGACAUGUGGAUAGUAUGGGUCAACCUGGUGGAAUGUUUAUUGAACCUCAAUCAUUAUUUAUUUGGAUUGCUGAUACAAACAAUAGCAGAAUUGUCAAAUGGGUAAAUUCAUCAACAGUGUUAACAGUUUGUGGUAGUUAUGGUGCGAACUCCAAUCAAUUUAUUAAUCCAUUAGGAUUAUUCGUUGAUACAACUGCUGGAAACACACUUUAUGUAGUAGAUAGUGGAAAUCAUAGGAUACAAAGGUGGCUUCCAGGUGCAACUACUGGAGAAACUGUUGCUGGAAUAACAAGUUACUAUGGUAGUGGACUCAAUCAGCUGUGGAGUCCAAUAGCAAUAGUUGUAGACAGUAACCAGAAUAUGUAUAUUACAGACAGGCUCAACUGGCGAAUCCUACAAUGGAAAGUAGGUGCAAGUUUUGGAAUAGACAUUGCAGGAACGGCAUUAAGCAAAGGAACAGCGCCAAAUCUGCUUGGUAAUCCAUCUAGUGUUAGCUUCGACUCGAAUGGAUCACUUUUUGUUGCUGAUACUACUAAUAAUCGUGUACAAAAAUUUGCUAUUUCUUGUCCGACAAAUAUAUCAACUACAACUGUUUCAUCAGUAGUAACUACGAUGAUGCCUAUUUCGACUUCAACUUGUCCAAUGACUGUUUGGGCAUUGAAUGCAACAAUAAUUGCUGGUUCACCUAUAGGUAUUGUCGGUCUUACUUCAACAUUGUUAGAUGGUCCAACAGACGUCUGGGUUGGUAACAAUGAUUCGAUUUAUGUCAUUGAUUGGGGUACAUACUAUCGUGUGCAACUUUUUUAUCCAGGUAGUCAAUCAGGAAUAACAAUCUUUAACGCCUCCUAUGGCACAAAUUUCAAUCAGUUCUCUAGCAUGGAUGCUUUUAGCAUUGAUAUGAGCGGCAAUAUCUACAUACUUGAUAAUGGAAACUCUCGUGUUACAAAAUGGGCCCCAGGAGCAUCCGCGGGUAUAGUUGUCGCAGGUGGUAACGGAUCGGGUAGUUCUCUUAGCAAACUAAAUAGUCCUUACGGCAUUUUUGUUGAGCCAAAUACAUCCUAUAUUUGGAUAGCUGAUUCAAACAAUAAUAGGAUUGUCAAAUGGAUCAAUACAUCGACUGCAAUACUGGUUGCGGGGGGAGGCACUAGUGGUUCAAAAGCUAAUCAACUUUAUUAUCCAGAAGGAUUAUUUGUUGACACAUCUGAUUCGAAUACACUUUAUGUAGCAGACACAUAUAAUCAUAGAAUCCAAAAAUGGCUUUAUGGAGCAAGCAAUGGAACAACAAUGGCAGGACAAUCAACUGUGUAUGGUAGUGCACUUAAUCAACUUAGUUCUCCAGCGACUUUAAUUAUGGACACGAAUGGAUCAAUGUACAUUGUGGACUAUGGAAAUCAUCGAAUCGUUUUAUGGUUAUUAGGUGCUACAUCGGGCACAGUUAUUGCUGGUUCAAAUACUUACGGAGUAUUACCAUCUCAACUAUAUCAUCCUUAUAGUGUCAGACUUGAUUCUACUGGAGCAUUUAUUGUCCCUGAUCACGCACCAAAUACGGUUUCAUCAUCAACAACAUCAGUAUCAACCAACUCAAUAUCAAUUACUGCUACUUUACAAAAUACAACAAUUACUGUUCCACUUACUACCAAUAGUCUUACAACAUCAACAAAUAACCCAACAACUAUACUAUCAGCUUCAACAUCAAUCGCAGGUUCAGUUACACCAUCAACAACAGUUUCAACAUCAGCAAUAGUUACACCGUCAACAACAGUUUCAUCGUCAGCAGUAGUUACACCAUCAACGACAGUACCAACGUCACCAACAGUGACACCACCAACAACAGUUUCGACAUCAGCAGUAGUUACACCCUCAACAACAGUUUCAACAUCAGCAAUAGCCACAUCAUUAACAAAGGUUUCAUCGUCAGCAAUAGUUACACCCUCAACAACAGUUUCAAUGUCAACACUGGUUACAACAUCACAAAAGAGUAAUUCAAUUAAUACAAUAACAAAAUUAUCAUCAACAAUGGCUGCAAGCUCUCAAUCAACAAAUCAUUCAUUUGCAAUUCGUAAUUUGAAUUCAAAAUUAUUAGUAUUAUCAUUUUGUUUCAUUAUGAUUUUUAUCAACAAUUAA